AUGGAAAAUCACUGUUACUACUUCAUUGGAUCAAAUUGUAUAAUUCAAUGUUUCAGGACAUGUCAGUACGUUAUUAGCGCAACAAGUGCUGAAAGGAUAGCAUUGUUACAGAACGCAAGCAACGCGUGGGAUGGGGAGAUUAAACAGAUUACAAAACAUGCAAAUCUGGUACAAGUUGACAAUGGAAAGAAGAUUCCAAGUACGGGUUGGGUUUGUGAAGCUGAAGGCUGUGCACUGAGCGAAAAUCUUUGGUUGAACCUGACUGAUGGUGCCAUCAGAUGCGGCCGCAGUCAGUUUGUAGCCGAAGGUCAAAUGUGCAAAGGAAACAACCAUAUGAAACAGUACUAUGAUGCUACUGGGUUCCCCUUGGUUGUAAAAUUAGGCACUAUCUCAAGUGACGGGACUGCUGAUGUGUUCAGGUUAUUUGAUCAUCAUGUGCUUAGUUAUGAUGAGGACGAUGCAGUCAUUGACCCAAAUUUGGACAAACAUCUGGCCCACUUUGGUAUCGAUGCUAAAAGUUUGAAGAAGACAGAGAAAAGCACGCUGGAGUUGGAGCUUGAUAUGAAUCAAAAGUGGGAAUGGGCAAAAUGUCAAGAAGAUGGAGCCAGUCUGGAAAAUAUAUAUGGACCAGGUUAUACUGGGUUGAUAAAUAUUGGAUCUAGCUGUUACGUAAACUCG
This is a messenger RNA of Strongylus vulgaris, 678 nucleotides long. The record is from the annotation of a GenBank genome assembly. Lineage: Eukaryota; Metazoa; Nematoda; Chromadorea; Rhabditida; Strongylidae.